GGUGCAAAAGACUGGAGGCCAAAGAUACUCUCUUUUUUAGCACAGACUCUUUGGUAACCUCCACAAUGUUGCACAUACUCCUGUGCAUUAGCAUUUUGCUACCCUGCAGCCAGGCCUUCCCGCAUAGCAAUGAAGAUGAUUCGGCUGAGGACCAUUCGGAUGAGAAUAGUUCAGAGGAGAGAUCGUUUGAGGAUGACUGGAAUGAUGACAGCUGGCAGGUCUACAUUGAGCACUACUAUCCAUGCAAGGAUACAGUUAACCAUACCACUGAAGAAAAAGUGAAAAAAAUGCAGCAUUUCUUUCAUUUGCCUGAAACAGGAAGCCCAGACAGUGAAACUAUAGCGAUAAUGCAUCGACCUAGGUGCGGAGUCCCUGAUGUCUUGGAAUAUAACAGAAUGUCUGGAAAUCCAAAAUGGGAAAAAAACCACUUGACUUAUAGAAUCAAUAACUACACUCCCGAUUUGGAUCAAGAAAAGGUAGUCGAAGCUAUCGAGAAAGCUUUUAAAGUGUGGAGUGAUGUUACCCCGUUGGAAUUCGAAAACGUAAAUGAACCUGCUGAUAUCGAAAUCCUGUUUGCAAAACGUGCUCAUGGUGAUUUCAGUCCUUUUGAUGGAAAAGGUGGAGUUCUGGCUCAUGCUUAUUCCCCAGGUUCAGGCAUCGGAGGAGACUGUCACUUUGAUGAAGAUGAAAAGUGGUCUGAAACAGACAAAGAUAUCAACCUUUUUAUAGUUGCUGCACAUGAAAUUGGUCAUUCUUUGGGUUUGGACCAUUCAGAGGAACUUGGUGCCUUGAUGUACCCUAUGUAUUCUUAUAUGGAUCCAGAGACUUUCGUACUUCCGGAUGAUGAUAGGGAAGGAAUUCAAAGUAUAUAUGGGCCAAAUCCAAAGGAAGACAAGAGUACAAAGGACUUAGACAAUGAAGAUACAGACGAUCAUGAUUUUGAUUAUUCUGACUAUUACUAUAAAUAUUUCUAUUCCUUAUUCUAUCGCUUUCUAAACCGAUAUAAGUAUACAGAGGGGCAUGAGUAUCCAGAGGAGCAUGAGUAUCCAGAACAACCUGAAGAAGAUUCAAAGCAACAUGAAAGUUCAGAGGAACAUGAAGAUCCAGAGGAGUAUGAGUAUCCAGAACAACCUGAAGAAGAUUCAAAGCAACAUGAAAGUUCAGAGCAACAUGAAGAUCCAGAGGAGGAUGAGUAUCCAGAGCAACCUGAAGAAGAUUCAAAGCAACAUGAAAGUUCAGAGCAACAUGAAGAUCCAGAGGAGGAUGAGUAUCCAGAACAACCUGAAGAAGAUUCAAAGUAACAUGAAAGUUCAGAGCAACAUGAAGAUCAGAGCAACAUGAGCAUUAUUGAGUGUUUCGGGGGUGGGGGAGCUCAUAUGCUUUAUUUUGCAUGAAUCAACAGUGUCUCUAAUAAAGAACACGAUAAGAAUUCGUUACAUUGGAAA
This is a messenger RNA of Sphaerodactylus townsendi, 1445 nucleotides long. RefSeq names its product macrophage metalloelastase-like. NCBI's taxonomy places the organism in Eukaryota, Metazoa, Chordata, Lepidosauria, Squamata, Sphaerodactylidae. Gene Ontology annotation, cellular component: extracellular matrix. The coding region runs from base 66 to 1301 and encodes 411 amino acids. Gene Ontology annotation, molecular function: zinc ion binding; metalloendopeptidase activity. The record is from RefSeq and is a predicted model, not a curated record. Gene Ontology annotation, biological process: proteolysis; extracellular matrix organization; collagen catabolic process. The transcript has 6 exons.